AAGGCGCUAUAUAUUUUCUACUCGGUGAUUGUGAAACUGCAUGAACUAUGGGAACGAAUAUGUAGCCUUUGGCUAGAAGGAACGUCCUCUUUUAUACCCUCAAGCGAUUGGCUUAGGUUAAUGCAACGCUAUAUAAAAUAACGACUUCAACAUGAAUAUCAACGAGCAAGUUUCGUGUCCUAUAUGUCAAAUCGAUUUUCCAUCGUCGUUAAUUCAGUCUCAUGUUACAAAAUGUUUAUUUUUGAUCGACUCAAAUACCGCGGGUAUUUCAAAAGAGCCUAGUCAAAGUCCAGGAAGUAAAUCACUUAAAUCCAAAAGUUUUCCCAUGAAGAAGCCCGAUAACAAGAUUACGAAAAGAAAAAUUAGUUCAGGACAAACAUUUUUAAUUACAAAGGGCGAUUCUACCCAGCAAGAUUUGGAGACCAAAGAAACUAUAAAUAAUCCAGCUAAAAAAUCUCGAAUUAAUGAACGCAUACCUCUUGCCGAAAGAAUGAGACCCUCCAGUUUCUCAGGAUAUGUUGGACAGGAGCACAUUCUUGGACCUCGAUGUGCUUUGUUUCAAUUAUUACAUAAGGGAGAAAUACCUAAUAUGAUUUUAUGGGGACCACCUGGAUGUGGCAAGACCUCUUUGGCAAAUGUCAUAGCACACAUAUGUAAAAAUAAUACAACCAAUAAGAUGCGAUAUGUAAAGCUCUCCGCUGCUAUGGCAGGAGUUAAUGAUUUGAAAGAAGUGAUUAAUAUUGCUGCUAAUGAAUUGAAAUUUGGUCGACGUACUGUAGUAUUUAUGGAUGAAAUACAUCGCUUCAAUAAAACUCAGCAAGAUGUUUUUCUUCCUCACGUAGAAUCAGGAACUAUUACUCUUAUUGGAGCUACAACUGAAAAUCCUUCAUACAAUUUAAACUCUGCAUUGUUAAGCCGUUGUAGAGUAGUUCUUUUGGAAAAAUUGUCUACUUCUAAUUUAGUGUCUAUAUUAAAAUGUGCAUUAUCUUCGUUAGGUGGCAUAAUACAAAUUUCAUCCGAAUCAAAAUCUAUGACCAAUUUAUCAAGUGGAAUUAUUUCAGAAUCAUGUGGAUCUGGUACAUCGUCGAUUCCAAGAUUCAUUGUAGAUGAAGCUACCAUACAGUGGUUAGCAGAAACAUGCGAUGGUGAUGCUAGAAUAGCUUUAGGUGGUUUAGAACUUGCUGUGCUAUCUAAAAUGCCAAGCAAAGAAGAAUUUUUAGAAACUGAUCCUGUACUGAUAACAUUAAAUGAUAUUAAAGAAAAUCUAAGGAAAACACAUAUGUUAUAUGACAAAAAAGGAGAUCAACAUUAUGAUAUGAUUUCAGCUUUGCAUAAAUCGGUAAGAGCAAGCGAUGAAAAUGCUUCUCUUUAUUGGUUAACUAGAAUGAUCGCGGGUGGUGAGGAUCCAGUUUAUAUAGCAAGAAGAUUAGUUAGAAUGGCAUGUGAAGAUGUUGGCUUAGAGGAUCCAAAAGCUUUGAGUAUCGCUGUAAAUACCAUGAAUGGUUGUAAAAUGAUAGGUAUGCCAGAAUGUGAUGUUCUUUUGGCACAAUGUACAAUUUAUUUAGCUCGUGCUCCAAAGUCUAGAUUGAUGGAAGAUGCACUUAGAGCAGCUCAAAGCAUAGUAGCAAAUCAUAAAGGGCCUCAACCAGGAGUACCGUUACAUUUAAGAAAUGGUCAAACGAAAACUCUUAAGAAUCUUGGAUAUGGUAAAGGAUAUAAUAUGUUGCAUAAAGACGAAUCUGGAUUAAAUUAUUUACCAGAAGGAUUAGAAAAUGUUGAUUUCUUUAUGAAAAAUGAGGAUAUUAAGUUUUAAGAUUUAUAGAAGUUUUUUUUUCUUUUUCCUUUUUAUAAAAUAUAUAUUUUUUCUACAAUUUUAGAUAUAAUUAUUUGAAUUAAAUACAGUGCAGCUAUACGUUCAAAUAGAUAUAUAGAUCUCUAGAUAGUACAAAUGUCGUUAAAAUUUGUGUUUAGAAAUAUUUUUUAUAUUUCCAUGGUAUUAUAUUAUUAACUAAUGUUUCGUCAAAUAAUAUCUAAUUUUUUUUCCAAAUAAUAACUUUAUUAUUAGAAGGCAUAUUAAAGAUUUCUACAAGCUUAACAUUAUUUUCUUCUGCUAAGUUUUCUAAUUCUCUCAAUUCUCUGAGGCCCCAAUCAGAAUUCAUUGAUUUUAAAGAUCUAUCAAAUUGUACAUUACUUUCUGGUGUGAUAGUCCCAUCAAUAGCAUAAGGGCCGUAUGUAAAUAGAAUACCAUUAGAUUUUAAUAAUUUGCCAGCAUUUUUAAAUAAACCGAUUGAGCAUUGAUAUGGUGCACAGUGCAUCAUAUUAGCAUUAUAUAUGUAAUCUAUACUUUUUUCCAA
Messenger RNA from Vespa mandarinia (Asian giant hornet), 2354 nucleotides. RefSeq names its product ATPase WRNIP1. Gene Ontology annotation, molecular function: ATP binding; DNA binding; enzyme activator activity. Lineage: Eukaryota; Metazoa; Arthropoda; Insecta; Hymenoptera; Vespidae. Gene Ontology annotation, cellular component: nucleus. The record is from RefSeq and is a predicted model, not a curated record. Gene Ontology annotation, biological process: DNA synthesis involved in DNA repair; DNA-templated DNA replication.